AUGGACCUCAACCCCCGCUCGUUGUUCGAGCUCGCGUUCUAUUCCAGCUUCCUGCUAGCCAUUACAUCUGUACUCUUGGCUAAAUGGCGCCUGCCAACCCUCCUCAAGUAUGGCAAAACACUGCAGGGCGUGCCCUCCAAGGGCGGGAUCCUGGGCUCGCUGCAGAGUCUCACCGUACCCAAAAAGUGGUUCGGGCACUUUUACGUGUACUCUACCGCUCUGGCACUGCUCAACGUGUGCUUCUUGAGAGGCUUCGCGUCUCUACUUGUGCUCACACAUUCGGCCAGGAGGCUUUACGAGACGCGCUGCGUCAGCAAAUUUGGCAAAGACUCCAGAAUUCAUCUGUCGCACUACCUAGUGGGGCUCUGGUUUUACACGGCGGUUAAUUGCGCUGUCUUCGUGGACAGAACGCGCACUCGCUCCCCGUUGGCGCGCCUCGUUGCUGUCAUCGUGUUUGUGCUCUCGUCGCUCGACCAGUACCGAAACCACCUGCACUUAUCAAAACUCGUCAAGUACACGCUUCCGACAUAUGGCCUUUUUCAGCUCGUCUCAAGCCCGCACUACUUCGACGAGAUCCUCAUCUACUUAUCGCUCGCAAUCUACACGUCCUCCCUCAAGAUGUUUCUUUGCCUAGUGUGGGUGAUCGUCAAUCUCUCUACUUCCGCCUUGGAAACCAGGAGCUGGUAUGCUAAGAAAUUCCCGCGUGCCGCUCCAUCUUUCGCAAUUAUUCCGUAUCUUCUAUAA
Molecule: messenger RNA, 744 nt
Organism: Lachancea thermotolerans CBS 6340
Lineage: Eukaryota; Fungi; Ascomycota; Saccharomycetes; Saccharomycetales; Saccharomycetaceae
Gene: DFG10
Product: putative polyprenol reductase
Exons: 1
Coding region: 1-744 (247 amino acids)
Biological process (GO): polyprenol catabolic process; dolichol-linked oligosaccharide biosynthetic process
Cellular component (GO): endoplasmic reticulum
Molecular function (GO): 3-oxo-5-alpha-steroid 4-dehydrogenase activity
Source: RefSeq, a predicted model, not a curated record